Messenger RNA from Pyrus x bretschneideri (Chinese white pear), 798 nucleotides. RefSeq names its product DCC family protein At1g52590, chloroplastic. The coding region runs from base 137 to 679 and encodes 180 amino acids. The record is from RefSeq and is a predicted model, not a curated record. Lineage: Eukaryota; Viridiplantae; Streptophyta; Magnoliopsida; Rosales; Rosaceae. The transcript is spliced from 5 exons. Gene Ontology annotation, molecular function: protein-disulfide reductase activity.
GCCCAGCCCACCCCACAUCCCAAGACUAGCCGAAAGGGCAUCUCGUGUAAUUCCCAUGAAAUUAAAGGUCAAGGUAAUUUUAGCUUUCACUAAAUAGUCACCGGGAUACGAAGGCUGAACUAAUAGUUUGUCAAUCAUGGCGCUUCUGGUUCCUGGCGGUGGUGGGUGCGUACGACUACGAGUAGGCCACUCGUCCCGGCCGGCGCACGUUAGACCGAGCUUCGUUACCUUUGCUACGGUGUCCCCAAAGACCCCAACCAAAGGCGACAGAGUGGACUGGGUGGAAGCAACUUCAGGCUUCUUUGAAAAUGACACGAGGCCCAUCAUGUUGUUCGACGGUGUUUGUAACUUGUGUAAUGGAGGUGUAAAGUUCGUGCGGGAUAAUGAUCGAAAUAGGAGCAUAAGGUUUGAAGCUCUCCAGAGUGAAGCAGGGAAGAAACUGCUCAGAAGGUCUGGAAGAGCUCCCGAUGAUAUUUCAAGUGUUGUUCUUGUUGAAAAGGAUAGAUCAUUCAUCAAGUCAGAAGCUGUUGUGAAGAUAAUGGAAUAUAUAGACUUGCCCUUCCCCCAGCUAGCGUUUUUCGCCCAGUUUGUACCUCUUUUUGUAAGGGAUUUUCUAUACGACAAUGUAGCAAACAACCGUUACACAAUCUUUGGCCGCUCAGACACGUGUGAGAUAUAGGCAUUUGAAUACUUUAAGUUUUCCUACUGAAGGUAUGUAUUGUAAAGUACGGAUAUGAUGAAUUUUGAUUUUGUAAUGUAAGUUUCACUUCCAUUUUAAUGGAAUGAAAAUUUAUCUAA